AUGGCUCAGCAACAGAACGAUGACAAUGUGAUGCGGAGGAAACUAGUUAUCAUUGGAGACGGUGCCUGUGGAAAGACCAGUCUGCUGAGUGUCUUUACUCUCGGCUACUUUCCUACUCACUAUGUGCCAACGGUGUUUGAAAACUAUGUCACAGAUUGCCGGGUCGACGGCCGUUCAGUGCAGUUGGCUCUCUGGGAUACAGCCGGACAAGAAGACUACGAGCGAUUGCGACCACUGGCAUACUCGAAAGCACACGUGCUUCUCAUUGGCUUCUCGGUGGACACGCCCGAUUCCCUAGAGAAUGUCAAGAAUAAGUGGAUUGACGAAGCAAAUGAACGGUGUCCCGGUGUUCCAAUCAUCCUUGUCGGUCUGAAGAAAGAUCUCCGCGAAGAUCCUCUCGCCAUCGAAGAAAUGCGGAAGAAGUCGCUCAAGUUCGUGACAACAAAAGAAGGCAACGAUACGGGAUCCCAGAUCGGUGCCCGGAAAUAUCUCGAGUGCUCGUCAUUGACCGGCGAGGGCGUCGACGACGUCUUCGAGGCAGCCACUCGAGCCGCCCUGCUUACCUUUGACAAGCGGAAAAGCUCCUGCUGCGUGGUGCUAUGA
Penicillium argentinense is the source of this 603-nucleotide messenger RNA. RefSeq lists its product as uncharacterized. Bases 1 to 603 code for a protein of 200 amino acids. The record is from RefSeq and is a predicted model, not a curated record. The transcript has 5 exons. Gene Ontology annotation, molecular function: GTPase activity; GTP binding. Gene Ontology annotation, biological process: small GTPase-mediated signal transduction. Lineage: Eukaryota; Fungi; Ascomycota; Eurotiomycetes; Eurotiales; Aspergillaceae.